Raphanus sativus (radish) is the source of this 627-nucleotide messenger RNA. RefSeq lists its product as uncharacterized. The transcript has a single exon. Gene Ontology annotation, molecular function: nucleic acid binding; RNA-DNA hybrid ribonuclease activity. Lineage: Eukaryota; Viridiplantae; Streptophyta; Magnoliopsida; Brassicales; Brassicaceae. The record is from RefSeq and is a predicted model, not a curated record. Bases 1 to 627 code for a protein of 208 amino acids.
AUGCUGUUCAGGGGAAAUGAGUAUGAAAUCUCUGAAACUGUGGAGAAGGCUUGGGAAGAUAUUGAAGAAUGGCAGUGCAGAGAGGAGGCGAAAGUGGAAGUGGUUAAAAAAACCACAACAGAGAAACCAGAUAGGAAAUGGCUACCACCAGCACCAACUUGGCUUAAAUGCAAUACAGAUGGCUCUUGGGAGAAGGAGACAGAUCAAGGUGGUGCAGGUUGGAUAACGAGGGAUCACACCGGGAGUCUGUUGUGGGCGGGGGCAAAGAAAAUGGUAGGGAUGGGAUCGGCACUGGAUUCAGAGGCUGAAGCAUUAAAAUGGGCUAUCUGCACGAUGAAUGGGUUCAGGUAUAAAAGAGUAAUCUUCGAGACUGACUCUCUUGUGCUGCAGAAGAUGAUACGAGGUGAAGAAGAGGUCUGGCCGAGAAUGAGACCCAUUAUCCAGGAUAUUCAGUCCGUUCUGUCCCGCCAGAGUGAGUAUGUGGUGGAGUACUAUCCCCGAAGUGGUAACAAAGUUGCAGAUAGAAUAGCGAAGGAGACUGCUGCGUUUACGUCCAUUGUCCCUAAGCUGUAUUCUAUUGUGCCUGUUUGGUUGAAUCCCUGUAUGGAGGCUGAGAAGCUUUUGUAA